GGUGCAGGGUAGGAAAGGUUUGGUUAAUUUGUGAAGUCAGUGUGUAGACUGUAGGUAGAGUGUGUCAUUAGAUUUUCAUUGGAUUGUUGUUUUAUCAUGUGAUUUGGAGAUAUAUGUGGUGUAUUUAAAAAAAAUAUUUCUGGAUUUUUCUUAAGUUUUGAAAAAGUGGAUUUUUAAGACAAUCUGCUUUACGAACUGUGUAGAUUCCACAACACUAUUCUAACAUUUUUAACUAUGGCUGAAGUGUAGAGAACAUGACUCUGUGAAACUCAAUUUAGAAUACUGCACGUCUGUUUACUAUAUGCAUCUUGUAUCGGGCAGUUGAAAACAUUCCCAUCAUGACGGAGCGUCCAGUUCUACAAAAUGGAUACCUCGGGGCCCAGCCUCUCUUCAAAGAGAUCGGCCUCUCCACUAAAACCCACCCCGAACCGGAAUUCGAAACUGGCGAAAACGAGUUCGUGAUCAAGUUCAAGGCCAGCCAGCCGGUCAAGAUCACGAGCAAGGUUAUCAGCGAGCAGACAGGGGACGAGUCACUGGAGAGGGUCUUCAUCCAAACCCGAGGGGAGGAUGUCAAUCUUCUGGUCAGCCUGGACAAACCCGGGUACCAUCGUCUGCAGAUCUACGCCCUGCCCGCUGCAGACGCCAGCAAACAACUUCCCGGGGUGUUCAACUACCUCAUCAACUGCACGAGCACGCCAAGAAAGUCUCGCAUGUUUCCUAAGCAGUUCGCGCAGUGGAGCGACGGAUGCGUGCUGCUUGAACCCUUCUCACUAGCCGGAGAUCACGUCAAAGGGGACGUGAUGUUCCGCGUGGCGAUCCCACGUGCUCACGCCGUGGCGGUCACGAUUGGGGAGGAGUGGACACACCUCGACCCCGGGGACAACGGCAUCUGGACGGGCCGGCUGAUUGGUAUAGACAACUACAAAGGUAAAGGGCUCCACGCGGUGCUCAACGCGAACUUCAAUGAGGAGGAGGAGACGAGGUACUCGUCGCUCUUGCAGUACACCUUGUAG
This is a messenger RNA of Physella acuta, 1013 nucleotides long. RefSeq names its product kyphoscoliosis peptidase. NCBI's taxonomy places the organism in Eukaryota, Metazoa, Mollusca, Gastropoda, Physidae. The record is from RefSeq and is a predicted model, not a curated record.